Callorhinus ursinus (northern fur seal) is the source of this 2215-nucleotide messenger RNA. It is a transcript of the gene KATNAL2, whose product is annotated as katanin catalytic subunit A1 like 2. Gene Ontology annotation, molecular function: protein binding; ATP hydrolysis activity; ATP binding. Lineage: Eukaryota; Metazoa; Chordata; Mammalia; Carnivora; Otariidae. The record is from RefSeq and is a predicted model, not a curated record.
GGCUAGAGACUGGCCCUUUUCACCUCUCCGGCCCUAAACAGGAGCUAAUGGAGCUUUCUUACCAGACCCUCAGAUUCACGCACCAGGCACGGGAAGCGUGCGAGAUGAGGACAGAAGCACGACGAAAAAAUCUUCUUAUUUUGAUUUUGCAUUACUUAACACAGGAAGGAUAUAUUGAUGCAGCCAACGCUUUGGAGCAAGAAACUAAACUGGGGUUACGACGCUUUGAAGUUUGUGACAACAUUGACCUUGAAACUAUUUUGAUGGAAUAUGAGAGCUACUAUUUUGUAAAAUUUCAGAAAUACCCCAAAAUUGUCAAAAAGGCAUCAGACACAGUGGAAAAUAAUUUACCACCAAGAAGUGGAGGGAAGACCAGAAGGGUGAUGAGCGACAGCUGUCAAAAUCUUCCCAAGAUCAGUCAGCAGAGGCCACGGUCCAGAACCACAGUGGGGAAGUCAGGGGAUGUCAAAUCCCUCCAUCAGGAGCAUCCUAAACAGGAGGCUGUCACUAAUUCUCACGCGGAGAGUGCUGACUUUGGCUUGAGUAUAUCAGGAAUCAACAAAGGCAGUGGAGAAGAAAAUGUCCGCCCACAAAAAGGCCAAAUCAUUGACUUCCGAGGGCUGCUCACAGAUGCCAUCAAAGGAGCAACCAGCGAACUUGGCUUGAACAGCUUUGACUGUAACCCCGACCCCUCAGAACGACUGUUGAAACCUCUGAGUGCAUUUAUUGGCAUGAAUAGUGAGAUGCGAGAAUUGGCAGCUGUGGUGAGCCGGGACAUUUAUCUCCAUAAUCCAAACAUAAAGUGGAAUGACAUUAUCGGACUCGAUGCAGCCAAGCAGUUAGUCAAAGAAGCUGUUGUGUACCCUAUCAGGUACCCACAGCUGUUUACAGGAAUCCUUUCUCCCUGGAAAGGACUGCUGCUGUAUGGCCCUCCAGGUACAGGAAAGACUUUACUAGCCAAAGCUGUGGCCACGGAGUGCAAAACCACCUUCUUUAACAUUUCUGCAUCUACCAUUGUCAGCAAAUGGAGAGGGGAUUCCGAAAAACUUGUUCGGGUGUUAUUUGAACUUGCCCGCUAUCACGCCCCCUCCACCAUCUUCCUGGACGAGCUGGAGUCAGUGAUGAGUCAGAGAGGCACGGCUCCUGGGGGAGAGCAUGAAGGAAGCCUUCGAAUGAAGACAGAGUUACUGGUGCAAAUGGAUGGGCUGGCUCGCUCAGAAGAUCUCGUGUUUGUCUUAGCAGCCUCUAACCUGCCAUGGGAGCUGGACUGUGCCAUGUUACGUCGUCUGGAGAAAAGGAUUCUGGUUGGUCUCCCCAGCCGGGAGGCCAGGCAAGCCAUGAUCCGCCACUGGCUGCCCCCUGUGAGCAAGAGCAGAGCUCUGGAGCUGCGCACGCAGCUGGAAUACAGCGUGCUGAGCCAGGAGACUGAAGGCUACUCGGGCUCAGACAUUAAGCUCGUCUGCAGGGAAGCAGCCAUGCGGCCUAUGAGGAAGAUCUUCAGUGCACUUGAAAAUCACCAGUCAGAGAGCAGCAACUUACCUGGAAUACAGCUGGAUACAGUGACCACUGCUGACUUCUUAGAUGUGCUAGCUCACACCAAACCUUCAGCAAAGAAUCUGACUCAGAGAUACUCAGCCUGGCAAAGUGAGUUUGAGUCUGUAUGAAAUCACAUCUACCCUGACCUGGCCACAGAGACAACCACAGAGGCCUUCCGAUUUAUUAGUGUAAGCAGGAGAAGAACAUGAUGAUUGGGAGAGAAAAGAGAAAAUUAUCCUUGAAGACUGAGUUCGUUUGAAUAACUGUACUAUUUUGGAAAUGAGAGAUAUUUUUGUUAAUUUUUCCUGAUUGAUGCCCACAAAAUACUGAAGAUGUCAAUUACAGGUGUAUAUGCUACUAGUCACACAACGGAGACUUUUCUCACACUUAGACUCCAUACAAUUUGAUCAACAGUUUCUUACGGUGCUCCUUGCUUGUGAAUUGGUAUUUUCAUUUUGAAGAAAAAGAUGUAGUUUGGGAAGGUGUGUUGGAAUGCACAGUGGCUCCGAGUUGGGGGGCCCAUUAGAAGCGAAGCGUGACAGACCAUCCGACCAGCAGAUGGGGUUGAGGGUUGGUUAAGAAUAGGCGCGGGGAAGGACACACAGCGUUUCUUCUGACAACAUCCUGAGUGUCAUCAGCUCUCCCUAACUCUGACCCCAACCAGUUUUCUCAGCAGCAA